Messenger RNA from Ostreococcus lucimarinus CCE9901, 618 nucleotides. RefSeq lists its product with no specific name. The transcript has a single exon. Lineage: Eukaryota; Viridiplantae; Chlorophyta; Mamiellophyceae; Mamiellales; Bathycoccaceae. The annotation marks the transcript as partial. The record is from RefSeq and is a predicted model, not a curated record.
GUGCUGAUAACCGGCGCCAAUUCAGGCGUGGGGUACACGGCGGCGAAACAGAUCGCCGCGCAGGGCAAGACAGUCGUUAUCGCGUGCAGAAGCGUGCAUAAGGCUGAGCAAGCGGCUCGAGAGUUGAAGGAAGACGUCGGCGCGAACGCGAAGGUGGUGACGCUGCCAGUCGGUUUGGAACUCACGGAUUUGGCGAGCGUGCGCGAGUAUGCGCUCGCGUUUUUAGAUCGUUCGGAUUUGGCACUCGAGGCAUUGGUGUGUAACGCCGGGAUCAUGGCGGCGCCGUUGGAGCGCACCACGCAAGGACACGAAUUGCACUUCGGUAUUAACCAUUUGGGACAUUUUUUACUCGCCGACGCGCUGACGCCGGCGUUGAGAGAAACCAAAGGGCGCGUCGUGAGCGUAUCGAGUUUGCUCUCGAUGAUUGGCGAUUUCGCGUUGGACUUAGACGACUUAGAUUGGAACAGACGCGAGUACGACCCUUGGUACGCGUACGGUGCGUCGAAGGCGCAAAACGUCUUGUUCGCCGACGAAUUCGCUCGCCGCGAAGGCAAGAAUGGUAUCGUGGCGAACAGUUUGCACCCAGGAAUCGUAACGACCAAUUUAGUCCGUUAUUCG